CCAAAUUUAAAUAUUGGUGGGACACACUCCCACCCCCCCCUUCUUUCUAUAUGUUCUACUGUGUGUAAUUAGUAGCAAACAUAUUAUUUAGUAUACAUUUUAUCUUGUCAAUCAAUCUAUGACUCAACUAUUUACGCAGUUGAGCGUGCAGUAAAAUAUUCAUUAUUAAAGGUAGGUCUUUUGAGGUCAAAACUAUUUCAUAUGCUUUAUUAGGCUAUGCAUGUUAUUUGCGUACAGAUAAAAUUGAAUUUCACAAGUUUCAUAUGUAACCUGCUAUAUAUAGAUGAAUUGGACUUUGCUGUAGAAUUAGAUUUAAAUUUAGUAUAAUAGCUCUCUACAGCGCAGGACAUAUUAUACUGUGGUGUUUCCGAAUAAACUGAACAGAAGACAUAGAGGAAUUAAGGACAAAUAUAGAGGUGAGUAAAAGAGAUUCAGUUGCAAUAGGCUCCUUUAAGAGUGUAAAUAAAAGUAAUUUCUUGUUCCUGCUUCCAUGAACAUCAUUGCCUUUCCCCCCUACAGUCUGAAGAGCGGAACAGAAUGGGAUGUGGGAUCACUAAAUCUAAUGCACAAGAGCUGAAAAAAUGCCAGAGAGGUUUUCUUCAUAUUCUCUCAUCAGUGCCUUGUGUUUAAUUUUUACUUUGUAGCUAUAAAAACAGAUGGUAACACUUUACUUGAAGGGGCUCAAAUAAUGUAGCAUUACGCUAUUGCUUAUGUAUCAAUUAACCACAAACUAUGUUUUAGUUACAUAACGAUCUCAUGUUAAUUCAUCAGCAAUGAAUCGAGAUGCAUGCUUUAUCUCAAGCAGUUACUAUAUUUGUUACCAUAUCUGUUAAUUCUGUAAACCCUCGUUCACUACUGAAGGAACAAGUAAAGAAAAACACAACUGAUCUCAUGUUAGUUUGUUCAUGAUUUGAACUUCAUUAGUACCUGAGCUAAUGCUAUUUGUGCCCGUCAGGUAAAGUGCUACCAAACAGAUUUUAAUAGUUUGAUAAUAUACUUAAAAUAAAUUUUAAGAUCUAGUUUUUAAAAGUAGAAGUAUAUACUGAAAUAAAAAAACAAAUCCAUCCUUCAAUACCCAUAUAGUCUAACUUCUGCAAUAAUGUUUGUUUUUUGCGAACUGUAGGAAGCCUCGGUGUCCCAGGUAAAAUUUCAUGCUACACAGUGCUGAUCAAAGCCUCUUGGUGCCCUUGGUCCUAAGUGGGACCCUAGGUGGCCGCCUAUAUCGCCUGAUGCUGCACUAGAUAGCUUUUCAUUUGUUAAUGUUGUUUAUCAAAUUGAUGUGUUUUGACGUUAUCAUAUUAUUGUUAUCUAUAAGUUUUUAUUUUGACAAUUCAGAUAAUUAGAGGCAAAAAUUGAAAUCUUUUCUUUUUCCUUGUUCUGCAUCUUCUUUUCUAGCCGCUACAGGUACGUUUAUUCAUGAUGAGAUUUAAAUUUCUUUUAUAGGCACUUAGGUGUGCAUAUAUGAGUAAAUGGCGUGUGAGUGUGCCUUGUGAUGGCUUCGUGCCCCAUCCUGGGUUGUUCCUUGUCUCGUGUCCAUAGGCUCUGGACAAGCAGGUAUAGAGAAUGGAUGAGGAUGGAAAUACCUUUAUAGGUUAUAGUUUGUGUUAUUGGGAAGCUUUUCUCUAUUCAGUUAUAUGUAUUUUUUCUUUGGUCUUUAUCUUGAUGAACCUAUUGCUGGGGAGCGUCAAAACUAGCUGCUUAUGCUACAAUGAUCAUAGAUUUUUCUUUCCGUCAGCAAUAGGAGCCGCUCUGCUCAUCCAGCGAUGGUACCGCCAAUACGUGGCCCGUAUGGAGAUGAGACGGAGAUGCACAUGGAACAUUUUCCAGUCUAUAGAAUAUGCAGGGGAGCUAGAUCAGAUAAAGCUACACAACUUCUUUGGCUACCUCAUGGAUCACUUUACACCAGCUAGCAGUGAAAGAAACUUGAUCUCCCACAUCUUCAGGGAAAAUGAAAUAUGUCAUGACACAGAAUUGGAGAUGUACUUUUGCUAUAAGAACAUGGAAGUAUCUAAGCUGUACUCUGGACCCCACCUCAGCUUCCCGCUCACUGUCACUGGCGCAGCUGAGUUAGUUGAAGCCUUCAGGAACAAACAGCAUCUCCAUACACGAUACGUCCUUCAGCUUCUUCUGGAAACUUGGAAACUACUAAGAUUAUUGCCAAAUAUAAACUAUGUUUCCACCUGCCAAAGCAAGGAAAUCACUGUCUGUGGAGACUUACAUGGCCAUCUGGAGGACCUGCUGCUCAUUUUUUAUAAGAAUGGCCUCCCAUCGCUGGAGAAGCUCUAUGUCUUUAAUGGUGACUUUGUGGACCGUGGCAAGCACUCAAUUGAGGUUCUUCUUAUCAUUUUUGCAUUCAUGCUGGUGUAUCCAAAUAAUGUGCAUCUCAACAGAGGAAAUCAUGAGGACCACAUUGUGAAUUUGAGGUAUGGCUUCACCAAGGAAGUGUUGGGAAAAUAUAUGCUCCAUGGCAAGAAGAUACUGAAACUGCUUCAGAAAAUCUUCAGCUGGUUACCGCUAGCAACUGUGGUUGAUCAGAAAGUCUUGAUCGUGCAUGGAGGUAUCUCUGAUACCACGGACCUCAGUCUCAUUGCCAAACUGGACCGACAGAAAUAUGUUUCAAUGUUCAGACCUCCUGAGAAGAAUGCGGCCUCUAGUGGAAACCAGUUUUUGGACAUCAAGCCCAACACCAGGAUGGGCACCAGCUUGAAGAGUCACUGCACCCUGACCUGCAGUGCUGCAGUCAGCUCCCAUCAGAACCUCCAGUGCAGCUCUCCACUGGAUCCCUCCAGUGAAGUAAAUCAUUUAGUGGAGGAUGGGCUGAAGACUGGACUAAACGUGUCCUGCAAGGACAUCCAGAACACACUCUCUUCUGACUCCAAGACUUCGGGGACAGAUCAUGACAAUGACAAUGAAUGGAAACAGAUUGAUGACGUGCUGUGGAGUGAUCCGAUGUCUCAAACUGGCUGCAUUCCGAACAAGAUUCGAGGAGGUGGAUGUUACUGGGGUCCAGAUGUAACAGAGAAGGUCUUGAACAGACAUAAUUUGCAGCUUCUUAUCCGGUCCCAUGAGUGCAAGCAGGAGGGUUAUGCAUUUUGUCACAAUCGCAAGGUCCUGACCAUUUUUUCCGCAUCAAACUACUAUGAAGUGGGCAGUAACAGAGGUGCCUACCUCAGACUAGGUCCGGAUUUGGUACCGCAUUUCAAUCAGUACCAGGCUAACUGUGGAACCCGAGAGCUAACCCUCAGACAAAGUGUGAGCCACAUGGAAUGCUCAGCACUCAGGGCCCUGAGGGAGCUGCUCUUUGCUCACAAGUCGGACCUCAUUAGAGCCCUCCAGGAAUAUGACAGUGGUAACACAGGACAGAUCUCCCUCAAUCACUGGUCUGCUGCAGUAGAGGCUGUGCUUCAGCUGGGCCUGCCCUGGCGGGUGCUGCGCCCCCAACUGGUGACCAGUGCGCAUGACGGCUUGCUGGACUAUCAGGCGUGGUUUCGUGAGCUUGCCAUCACCGAGCCGAGGACUGAGCCUUUCCACCGGAAUCUUCUUGAGACUAUGUACAAGCAUCAUUCCAACCUUGAGACCAUCUUUAGAAUCAUUGACACUGAUCACUCAGGGUUCAUCUCCUUCGAAGAGUUUCAUCAAACAUGGAAGCUGUUCAGCUCCCAUUUAAACGUGGGCAUAAGUGAGGAGGCGAUCUCAGACAUGGCAGUCAGCAUUGACUUCAACAAAGACGGGAAAAUUGACAUCAACGAGUUCAUGGAGGCCUUCCGCCUAGCGCACAGGACUAUGAAGCACCCGACCGAACGUGAAGAUUCAAGUGCAAGCCUUUAGCAGUGUACAUUUCAAUAAAUGUGCACUUAUUGAAACACAUAGCGAUUUAUAAGGUUAUAAGCUAAAGGCCCAGCACAAGUUUGCUGAAAUGCUUUCUUAAAAUGAAGUGAACCCGAUAUAUCAUUUUCACAGAAUACUGAAAUACACAGACACAUUUUUCCCCAUUUCUACCUCUGCUACUCCAGACUUACCAAUAACAAAUAGAUGCCACUGUACACCCCCUGCUUUUUCAAUACUGGGCAGAUUUCUACAAUAUACUUGCCUCAAUUUCUAGUUGGAAUUGUGUGCUGGCAGAUGUAUGAAAUAAUCCUCAAUGAUUUGGAAACCGGUUUACUUGAGCAUUGUCAUAUUCAGCUAAUCUGAAUGUAAGAUUUAAACAAUAAGUCAUUUGGCUAACUUCUGGAUUAGAAUUAAUUUGGGUUCUGGUUUUUAUGCAAAAAGGUUGAAUAUUUGAUGUCAAAAAAAGGCCAAAGAUUAUUCUGUUUUGGUUGUUAUGAUGUGAUAAUUGCAUGCGUAUGAUUCCAAAUAGGCAAAGAGACUCAAGAGGCAAACUUUAUUG
Molecule: messenger RNA, 4387 nt
Organism: Brienomyrus brachyistius
Lineage: Eukaryota; Metazoa; Chordata; Actinopteri; Osteoglossiformes; Mormyridae
Product: serine/threonine-protein phosphatase with EF-hands 2-like
Exons: 15
Coding region: 1564-3828 (754 amino acids)
Biological process (GO): negative regulation of MAPK cascade; detection of stimulus involved in sensory perception
Cellular component (GO): nucleus; cytosol
Molecular function (GO): calcium ion binding; iron ion binding; manganese ion binding
Source: RefSeq, a predicted model, not a curated record